Myotis daubentonii (Daubenton's bat) is the source of this 1617-nucleotide messenger RNA. It is a transcript of the gene GFER, whose product is annotated as growth factor, augmenter of liver regeneration. Gene Ontology annotation, molecular function: flavin-dependent sulfhydryl oxidase activity; flavin adenine dinucleotide binding. Gene Ontology annotation, cellular component: mitochondrion. The record is from RefSeq and is a predicted model, not a curated record. NCBI's taxonomy places the organism in Eukaryota, Metazoa, Chordata, Mammalia, Chiroptera, Vespertilionidae. Gene Ontology annotation, biological process: liver development.
GGCUCCGCCUCCCCGCCGGACUCCGGCCCCGGCCCCGGCCCGGCCUCCGCGCCCGAGCCUGCGGCGUGCGCGCCGGCUGCCUGUGGCCGCGCCUGGUGGGCUGCGCGCGCGCGGGUCUGAGGGCGACUCGGAGGCCCGGCUGAGGCCGAGCUGGCCCGGCAGGCACUGCGCGGGCAACAUGGCGGCGCCCAGCGAACGGGGGCGCUUCGGAGCCGGGAACCUCUUCUCCUUCCUGCCCGGCGGCGCGCGCUCCGAAGCCAUGGAGGACCUGGUGACGGAUGCGCGCGGCCGGGGCGCGGGACGGAGAGACUCCGCCGCCGCCGCGGCCCCUUCUCCAACCCUGGCACCGACCCCCGAGCCUCAGGUCUCCGAGGACAGUUCCCGGAGGCGGCACUGCCGGGCCUGCGUGGACUUCAAGUCGUGGAUGCGGACGCAGCAGAAGCGGGGCAGCAAAUUUAGGGAAGACUGUCCUCAGGAUCGUGAGGAACUGGGCCGCCACAGCUGGGCCGUCCUACACACCCUGGCCGCCUACUACCCCGACCUGCCCACCCCAGAACAGCAGCAAGACAUGGCCCAACUCAUACAUUUAUUUUCCAAAUUUUACCCAUGUGAGGAGUGUGCAGAAGACAUAAGGAAGCGGAUAUAUAGGGACCAGCCUGACACGCGCACACGGGCAUCUUUCACCCAGUGGCUGUGCCGCCUGCACAACGAGGUGAACCGAAAGCUAGGCAAGCCGGACUUCGACUGCUCUAAAGUGGAUGAGCGCUGGCGUGAUGGUUGGAAGGACGGCUCCUGCGACUAGAGGGCGGCCAGCUAGAGCCCAUGGGGGCUGCCUGGCUAGGGAGGGGCAGGGCAAUCAUUAAAGUGCAUCGUAGCACUCUUUAAAGUGGCAGAGCCAGAGCCUGUUGUGUUUCAGUUGGGUGUUCCCCAGCCACGUCCCAUGGGGCCCUUUCCUUCUCAGGGUGCUUGCUGAUGGCACCCUGAUGGCCUCCUCCUCGGCUGAGGUCCUGUGGGGCUGCAGGUGAAGGAGUAGGACAGCCUAGGCUGUCCCCUCCCCCCUCUUUAAUAAGUUUUUAUUGAUUUUUAGAGGAUAGAGAGAUAAAAACAUGGAAACGUCCAUCAGCUGCCUCCUGCACGCCCCCUACUGGGGAUUGAGCCUGCAACCAGGAUGUGCCCUGGCCAGGAAUCAACUGGUGACCUCUUGGUUCAUGGUUGAUGUUCAACCACUGAGCGACACUGGCCAGGCUAGGCUGUCCCUUUUUUCAGGAUGUGGCCUCCUGCCCAUCUCACACCCUGGUGCCCACUUCCCCACACAGGAAGGUGAUAGGCUUGGCUGGACUCUUCUGUCCCACAAAAUCCUUGAGAUCAGGCCAUUGUCUCCCCACUGUGGCUAGAGACAGCCGCAGGGCCUGUAGCCUCAGAGGCUGUGUGCUGUUGGUCCCUCAGGAAAGAGGCCUGAGGCUAAGCUUUCCACCCUGCUCAGUGCCUACAGGGAGGGAAAGUGCAGGCAUGGCUCUCCUCUGAGGGUCAGCGACACCAGCUCCUUUUCUGCUCAGCACAUGGCCUUCCAUAGCAGUACCAGGCUCCUUGGGGUCAGCUUCCUUGGAACUCGAGACA